AAUUACAAAUAUUGUAUUUCUAUACUGGCACUAAAUCAGGAGGCUUUAGGGUCAAAUGCCCAAAAUUUGAGAUUAACAUGGCGGCCCAGAUGGCGGUAAAUUCAGGAGCCAGCCUGUGGGGCCCGCUGAAGGAGCUAUGGGACACAGUGGAGGGUGCUGUGUGGAGAAGGCAACCGGAGAGUGUCCACCUCCUGGACCUACAACUCAAGAAACACAAGCCCAAUUUCCUCUCGCUCUUCAAAAAUCCACCAAAGAGUGCAGAGCAGAGGGAAAAAGUGCGCAAAGCCAGCACAGAGGGCAUUGCCAUCCAGGGCCAGCAGGGGGCGCGUCUACUUCCUGAGCAGCUGCUCAAUGAGGCCUUCAUCCUGAGUGACCUCUUUGACAUCGGCGAGCUGGCUGCGCUGGAGCUGCUGCUGGCAGGUGAGAACCAGCAGCCCCACUUCCUGGGUCUGAGUCGAGGGCUGGUUGCGGUGCUCCUGUACUGGGAUGGGAAGCUAUGCGUGGCUAAUUCCCUGCGCUCGCUAAUCCAGUCGCGUCACGGCAAAACCUUCACUUUGGAAUUAAGUGCGGAGCUGGUGGCGCUCACCACAGGCUUCACCGAUGAGCUGAUGGGCCAAGGCCUGACCAAACGCAUACUGACGCUAGUGUCAGAGAUCAGUGUGACGCGGGAGUUUGAGCGCCUGCAGAAAGAGCGAGGCCUGGGCAAUGAGAAGCACCGGAAGGAGGUAUCCGAUCUCAUCAAAGAGACCCGACAAGCACUGGCCGAUAGCCUGUUUGCAUGGACCUGCCAAUCACCGCUCAGUAAGGACGACACCCUAGCCCUUAUUGGCCACUUGGAAACGGUGACAGCAGAAGCUGACGGCUCAUUGGACAGUGUGAACCUGGCUCUAGUCAUGGCACUGCUCUACUGUCUGGAUGUCAGCUUCUUGGAGCAAGGAACCGAAGACCGAGAAGAUCUGCUGCAGGCCUUGCCCCUGCUGACCGAGAAGCAGUACGUGUCUUCGGUGCACAGUCGCCUGGUGGAGGGGGGCCCCUGGAAGCUGCCUGGGCUGCAGGCUGUAUGUCGCCUGGCCUGGUCUCUGGCUCUGCGGGCCCUCUCUCAGCUGCCCCAAGGCUUGGCCCUAGUGGAGUUCACAGAGACAGACGAGGCGCUGGCCGAUCAGGCCCUGCUAGGCGGUGUCUUCCUGUUCAUGACAGAGGGCAUGCUGGGAUGUGAGGGCUUCAGCCAUGAUGAGUUCUACACCCGCCGCCUCCAUUCCCUCAUCACUGACUUUCUGGCACUCAUGCCCAUGAAGGUAAAGCAAAUGCGUAACCGUGCCGACGAGGAUGCCAGACUGGUCCACAUGUCUCUGCAGAUGGGCAGCGAGCUCCCAUCCUCCCUGAGGAAAGACCUGGACCACCUCAUGAUCCUGAUUGGAGAGUUCUACAGCAAGGACCCGUUUGGGCUGGAACUGGCCCUGGAGUUCUGGUGCCCUACUGAGUCCCUGCAGCAGAACUCCCUCCAGGGUUCUUACCUGGGCAUGGCGAUGCAGAGGCCCCCACACAAACAGGUUGUGCUGUCCAAGUUUGUGCGUCAGACGGGGGACCUGCUGCCCCCCACUCUGUACAUCCCCUACCUGCGCAUGCUGAAGGGCCUCGCCAACGGCCCCCAGUGUGCCCACUACUGCUUCAGUCUGCUCAAGACCAACGGGGCCCCACACGGGGAGAAUGUGCAGGUGACGGGCAGCCCUGUGUCCUGGGAGCACUUCUUCCACUCCCUCAUGUUGUACCACGAGAACCUGCGUCGGGAUCUGCCCAACACGGACGCCACGCAGUACCGCCUCCCGCCUAUAAGGGGCAUCACUCAGCGGGAGUUGGACGGCCUGACCUCUUUCCUGCAGCUGCUCUGCACUAUCAUCACCUGGAGUGAGAACGCCCGCCUGGCCCUUUGUGAGCACCCUCAGUGGACACCUGUCGUGGUGAUGUUGGGCCUGCUGCAGUGCAGUGUGCAGCCUGUCCUCAAGGGGGAGCUCCUGCUCUGCCUGGCCGCCUUCGGGAAGUCCCCGGAGAUCGCCGCCUCCCUCUGGCAGUCACUGGAGUACACCCAGAUUCUUCAGACCGUGCGGGCUCCAGGACAGAAGCAAGUUGCUGGGAUUGAGGUGGAGCUGAACGAGAUCGAGUCGAGCUGUGAAGAGUACCCACUGACCAGAGCCUUCUGUCAGCUCAUCAGCACGUUGAUUGAGAGCGCGCUGCCCGUCAACCUGGGGGCGGGGCUCCGUGCGCCAGGGUUUGAGCCCUACCUGAUCUUCCUGCGCGACGCCGUCUUCCUUCCCUUCCCCACCAGAGCCUAUCGCCGUGCUGCCGAGAAGUGGGAGGUGGCGGAUGCUGUUCUGGAGGUCUUCCACAAGCUUCUGCGGGACUAUGAGCCCCAGCCCUCAGACUUUGUCCAGGAGACGGUGGAGCUGCUUGGGGAGCAGGUUCUGGCCCACAAGCCCCCCGGCCACAGCCUCAUGUUCCACCUGCUCAACGACUCACCCACCCUGACUCUCUGUCUCAGCCUACUGGGGGAGGGCGUGCACCAGCUGGACACCUACGCCACCUUUCCUGGUAAGAAGCAGUUGGAGUCUGCCGUGCUUCACUGCCUGUGUCUGCUGGACCUGGCCCUGCAGAAGGAGGUGGCGUUCAUGGAUCUGCUGAGGGAGAGCCAGGCCUCGCUCAUAGUCUCCCCAUUGGAGCAGCUCCUGCAGGGGGUCAGCGCCCAGAGCCGCCGGGCCGACCAUAUCGUCAGCAUUGCCAGGUACCUGUACCACAGCAGCUCCAAUCCUGAGGCGGCCUUCCAGAGCGCUAAGAUCCUGCGCCACAUUUCCCGCUACCCGAACAUCCAGAACCGGCUGGUGGGUGACUUCACCCACGACCAGGCUGUGAGUGACAAGCUGAUGGCUGGCUUCGUGGAGUGCCUGGACAACGAGGGGGCAGAGGAGGGCUUGGAGAAGGGAGACGAUUCUGAUCCGGCCAAGAAGGAGGCCAGGGUGCGCCACGAGACGCAGAUCCACAUCCUGAACCUCCUGAUCACCUCCCUGGAGCUGAAGCCCCCCAACCUGGCCCUUUACCUGCUGGGCUAUGAAGUCAAGAAGCCUGUGUCCUCCACCAAUCUGCAGGAUGCUGGUGUGCUCGGGUGCCCGCGGAGCUGCCUGCAUGCCAUCCUGAGCCUGCUGCAGAGAGGCAGUGAGCGGCGCUCUGGCCCGGUUCUCACUCGCCAGGCGCCGCACUUGGCUGAGCUCUGUUACCAGGUGAUCUACCAGCUGUGCGCAUGCUCCGAGACGUCAGGCCCCACCAUGCGCUACCUGAGGACCAGCCAGGACUUCCUGUUCUCUCACCUGCAGCACCUGCCUUUCAUCUUGCCUGGUGACCAGAUCUCUGCUCUGUCUCAGAUGUCUUGGCUCAUGAAGACAGCCGCCAUCGAGCUCCGAGUGACAUCACUCAACCGCCAGCGCUCACACACCCAGCGCCUCCUCAAUCUGCUGCUGGAUGACCAGCCUCACACACAGCACACCGAUGGGGAGACCGGCAUGGAGGAGGAAAGCAGAUCUGUGAGUGGAUUCCUGCACUUUGACACGGUCUCCAAAGUGCGUAGGAAGCUGCUCAGUGUGCUGGAUGCCAUCGACUUCAGCCAGGAUGUGCCCGAACUGCUCCAGCUGGACUUCUUUGAGCGGACACAGAUCGAGCAGGUCAUUGCCAACUGCGAGCAUGUCAACGAGCAUGGUCACACAGUCUGCAACGUUAAGUUGCUGCAUCGAGUCCUGGUGGCAGAGGUCAAUGCCCUCCAGGGGAUGGCAGCCAUUGGUCAGAGGCCACUUUUGUUUGAGGAGGUGAACUCCAUCCUGCAGCAGGUGGUAGAGAGGAACCGCGUUCGCCGGAGCCUAAGUGCGAAGCGUCACGCGCUGCAGUCAUGGAGGGGCCUGGUGGAGACCCUGCUCACUGCCUGCCCUGCAGACCUCAUUCCUGCUGACGAUCGGCAGCUCAUCAUCAGAGACCUGCUGCUGGACCUUCACGAUAAGGUGCUGUCCGAGGACGCGGCAGGGGAGCUGAUGCCCAUCGUGGCCGGAGCGGUGUUCACCCUCACCGCCCACCUCAGCCAAUCGGUGCUGUCCGAGCAGCAGCAGGGGGCAGGGCCAGAGGCAGGCGCGUCGUCGGGCUUUGCCUCCAUCGCUAACUCUGCUCUGCACCUGAUCCUGAGGAAGCUGCUGGACUUCAUCCUGUGUACCGGGGGCGGUUUCCAGCGUCUCCGGGCGCACCUUUAUGGCUCUCUGCUCUACUACCUGCAGAUCGCCCAGAAACCCGAGGAACCUGAUACACUGCAGCAAGCCGGAAAGUCUAUGUGGGAGCGCCUGACCGCUCCGGAAGAUGGGUUCUCCAAGCUGCAGAGGGAGAACCUGUCCAUCAUUGAGAGCUACGGCACCGCCCUCAUGGAGGUGGUGUGUAGAGACGCCUGUGACGGCCACGACAUCGGCAGGAUGCUGGCCCUAGCCGUGCUGGACCGCGUCCUGUCCAUCGACCGCCAGUCCCAGUGGCUGCUGUAUGUGUGCAACAGUGGCUACCUGCGUGUGCUGGUGGAGAGCCUGAGGCAGGAUGACGCGGCCCUGCAGACCAUGCUCAGCCCCCAGCCCCCCCUGCUCAAACCUCUGUACAUCUACGAGAGCAAGAUGGCCCUGUUGAUGCGGGUGGCUAAGACCAGCCAGGGGGCUGUGGAGCUGCUGCGCUGUGGCCUGGUGGCUCAGCUGGUGGAGUGUCAGGUGUUUGACAUGGUGCCCGACAGUGACUCCCACAGGAUGUUUGGUCAGAGGGAUCCGUCUGGCUUCAUCCCCAGCCCUCAGGACCGUUACAGACAGAUCCUGCUGCCUGCUCUCAGGUUGUUCCAGGUCAUCCUCACCUCCACCACCACACACCAUCAGCAGGGAGCCGCCCAGGUUCUGCAGUGGCUCAUUGUCCACGCCGACACCAUCCAGGGUCUGCUGCGCUGUCCGGAGCUCAGCAAGGGGCCCCUGCAGGAGCUCUCUCUGCUCACCGGCAUCAUCAGCAGGACAGCCCUACCAGGAGCUCUUGAGGGACAGGAUGUAAACAGUGCAGUUCUACUGGAGUUCCAGGGUCACAUCAGCAGAUUUCAGCGUCAGUGUCUGUCUCUGCUGAGCCGCCUGGCGGGGAGCGAACGAGAGCGCCUGCUGAAACAGGCAGAGAUCGCCGCCCCGGGAGACCCGGCCGAACGUCGGGAAGAGAUGGAGGUGGCCAUGCAACAGGUGUGUGCAAACAUCAUGGAGUACUGUCAGACCCUGCUGCUACAGAGCUCAGCCCAGGCCCAGUUCAGCAUCUGUCUCUUCAGCCCAUCCGUCAGCGAACCAGCCAGCAGAGAUGGACGCACAGACCUGGCCCUCCCCUCAGCCCCAUACUCUCGUGUGCCUGGCCUGGGCCUGGUUCUGUUCCUGCUCAAGAACAGUGCUGCAGACUUCUUACGCUACCAUCAGAGUCACAGGCAAGCCCUGGGCAAGCUACAGAGUCUGGAGCAGCUGCCUCCAGAGGAGCUCAAAGAGCUGUGUGCAGCCCUGGUCUCUGGUACUGGAGGAGUAGAGAAGAUCUCGUCGGUCCAGAGGAGCCUCCUGGCUAAGAGGCGCCUGGUCCAGCUGAUCAAUAACAGAGCCAAGUUACUGGCCCUCUGCUCCUAUGUGAUUGAGACCUGCCUGUUUGUGCUAUGGCGCCACCUGGAGUACUACCUCCUGUACUGCACCCCCACUGACCCCAAGGACUCCUUGCUGCCUGGAGCCAGUGCCUACAGACCACGCCUGACAGACGACUCGUUUGGACGUGCCCUGGGUCUGUCCAGAGUCAGCCAGCAAGACUUGGAGCAGCUGCUGAGUGACAUGGGGGCGGGCUUCGGAGAGCCUCUGCAGAGGAAGCUGUUGGAGGUUGAGGGGCUAUACAGCCAGGUCCGUUCCCGAUACACGUUCAUCCAGGCGCUUGUACGCAGGAUCCGAGGCCUGCUCCGCCAGCCCAAGAGCUGAAACCGUCAAACGCCUAUACACGCGCACACACACAACCUAGUUCUUUCAGAACCACGGCCACCGGAGAACCAGCCCGAGGUGUACAGAACCAAGAUCUGAAGUGCUCUAAUGCUGACUCAACUGCCUCUAUUGACUCCAGUCUGCUUUGCUGGCCUCUUGUAUCCUCCUCCCCAGAGUCAGGCACCAGUUACAGCUCGUACCGUCACUAAGGCUCUAUCUCAGUUUGAUCUUGUAAAGUUUGAUGUAUAGACCAAGAUUAGAUUUCUAAAUUGUGCAGAUGCACUAAUGAAAUGAUUCUUCAGACUUUUGGCUUGAUCAUUGUUUUUGUUGUUGAGAAAUUUUUUCUAUUGUGAAAUUAAAUCAUACUUUUCUAAAAUGAAA
Molecule: messenger RNA, 6413 nt
Organism: Esox lucius (northern pike)
Lineage: Eukaryota; Metazoa; Chordata; Actinopteri; Esociformes; Esocidae
Gene: nup205
Product: nucleoporin 205
Exons: 37
Coding region: 78-6032 (1984 amino acids)
Biological process (GO): nuclear pore organization
Cellular component (GO): nuclear pore inner ring; nuclear pore
Molecular function (GO): structural constituent of nuclear pore
Source: RefSeq, a predicted model, not a curated record